Messenger RNA from Ipomoea triloba (trilobed morning glory), 3635 nucleotides. RefSeq names its product transcription termination factor MTERF15, mitochondrial. Gene Ontology annotation, biological process: regulation of DNA-templated transcription. Gene Ontology annotation, molecular function: double-stranded DNA binding. The transcript is spliced from 2 exons. The record is from RefSeq and is a predicted model, not a curated record. Bases 81 to 1439 code for a protein of 452 amino acids. NCBI's taxonomy places the organism in Eukaryota, Viridiplantae, Streptophyta, Magnoliopsida, Solanales, Convolvulaceae.
GAGAUUUGAGGGUGUUGUAUAAAGCAGGUGAGGCAUUUGCAUUUGAGCCAGCGUCCAACAGUAUUGUCUAAGUCAUUCGCAUGGCAGUUGGGACUCUUAGAUCUCUUUUAGCUCCAAUAUCAAAAUUCUCCAACUCUAUUCAUCUUCGGCACUUCUCCGCAAAACUGAAUUCCCAAAUUCAGUAUCCUCUCGACUUCAAGAAAAAAUCCCUCCAAAGAAAUCUUAUACCCAUUUCUAGUCUUCUCAAGAGGUAUGGGUUUCCACUAUCUGAACUCCAUCAUUUCCUUGCCAAUAAUCCCUCUUUGCUGAAUUCUGACCCCUCUGAAAUUGGAAAAUCCCUUCAAAUUCUGUUUUCUCUGGGCCGCUCCCAACAAUUUCUUACUUCCCUGGUUGCUACUUGCCCUAGGGUGUUAGACUAUGAGUAUAUGAAGAAAUGGGAAAAGGUAAUGUCUGGAAUUCAGGAUUUUAAUCUUUCUGUAUCGGCUAUUAAGAAUGUUCUGCAAGUUUGUUUGAAGUUUGAACUAUACCCAGAUGAUGUUUUGGCGUGUUUGAAGUGUUUGCGGGGUUUAGGGUUUAGUGAGGGUACAGUCAUUAGGGUUUUAGAAGAAUUCCCUCAAGUGGUAAUGACUAGUCCUGAUAGAAUUCAGGGUAAAGUUGAAUUCUUGAUGAGUGGUAUUGGCAUUGAAAGGACUGAGGUUGAUUGUGUUGUUGGGUCAUACCCAGGUGUAUUAGCAUUUGGAAUUGAGAACAGGCUUAAGCCAUUGCUCAAUGAAUUUAAAAGUCUUGGUUUUGGCUUGGAUAUAGUUAGGAGGGAGGUUACGAGAGAUCCGAGAAUUCUUGGGUUAGAAGUUGGGGAACUUUCUCAUUGCUUGAAACUACUAAGGAGUUUGAAAUGUAGAGUCCCGGUUAAGGAGGAGAUUUUUCGAGAUGGAGCAUUCAGGGCCGGGUAUCGAGUGAAGUUGAGAGUUGAUUGCCUGCACAAACACGGUUUAACAUAUAGAGAUGCUUACGGUGUGUUAUGGAAAGAGCCACGAGCAAUUUUGUACGAGAUAGGGGAAAUUGAGAGGAAAAUUCAGUUUUUGGGGCAGACAAUGAGAUUUGAUAUCGAGUCCCUAGUCGAUGUUCCAGAAUACUUGGGGGUGAAUUUUGAGAAACAGGUUGUUCCCAGAUUUAAGGUCAUUGAGUAUUUGAGAACGAAAGGCGGGCUUGGUGACGAGGUGGGGUUGAGGGCCUUGAUUAAACCUAGUAGAUUGAAAUUUUACAAUCUCUAUGUCAAGCCUUAUCCAGAGUGUGAAAGUAUGUAUGGGAGACUUGCAGGAGAUGUUCGAGUCAAAGUUGGACAUCCAACCGGGAUGUGGAAGCUUUUCAAACCACCACAGUAUCAACAGUCCAAAGAAGAUAUUAUGAACAUCAAAUCUUAUAUGGAGUCACUAGCAUAGUAACAUGAGUUCUAUUCUCAAUGCUUUCUCGUGAUGCAGAUGGAAACUACUGUGUUCUUGGGGCUAAUUGUCCUUAAAGUAUACUUCCUAUCCUUUCUGUUGGCAGUUCUCUAUUGCCCUACUCUUGAAUAACGAAUAUGUGUUUCUGCUUCAAUCUACGUAUUCAAUUGUCAGAUUGGGUUUGGCUGUGGUGGACUAAAAGCAUAAAAUUUUAUAUGAAGAGCCGAAACCGGAGUCUGUUUGCUGUUUUCAGAACCUAUUCACAUGAUUAUACGAUCCUACUUGUGUAGGCCUGGAGGUGUAGUUUUUAAACUAAAUACGAAGAAUCAGAGGCCUAGCAUUUCAAUAUAUAUGAGCCUUGAGUAAGCACACAAGACAAGAGGAAUGCCGCCACAACAUCUACAGGUGUUCUUUUUUAUCUUAAAAUAGAUAGACCAGAAAAUAGGAAUCUGUCUCGUCUUGAGUUGAGGCAUGUUGGUGGAAAACUAGACAGAGUGAGAAAGAAGAGUAUGCAAGAGGGAUGAUUGAUUGGUUUAGGGUGCGUUUGGGAGAGCGGCUGAAGUAAUUGCCAAUAACAAGAGCUAGAAUAUGGUGCUUCCUUAACCGUCUUUGGGUGCCUGCAACUGCCUCCUCACGAGUGCUGUAUAAAUGCCAUCAUCCUUGCUGAGAAGCUCAUCGUGACUGCCACUCUCAACUAUUUGCCCUUCACAGACCACUGCUACAGUGUUUGCAGUUUUGACGGUUGAAAGCCUAUGAGCUAUCACAAGUACUGUCCUCCCUUCCAUUAGAGAGUCCAUGGCAUCCUGCAACCACUCUGAGAUUAUUAGAAUGGGGAUCUCCGAGAACAUAUGAAUCUGUACUUUGUGGAGAAUAUACCUGUACAAGAAAUUCACUUUCAGCAUCAAGUGCGCUUGUGGCCUCGUCCAGAAGUAGAGCCCUUGGAUUCAUGAGUAGAGCUCUCGCAAUUGCUAUUCUCUGUUUCUGACCACCAGAAAGCCUUAAUCCACGUCCACCCACACUCGUUUGGUAUUUGUCAGGAAAAUUUGAUAUGAACUCGUGGGCAUUUGCCAUCUUCUGCUUUCAACAUAGAAAAAGUGAAAGUAUAUCUACGGGAGAGUAUGAAUGAAUGAAUGGGGUUUAAACUUACAGCUGCAAUUUCUAUAUCACUCAUGCUUGCUUUGCCACCCAAGCCAAAGGCAAUAUUCUCUUCAAUGGAACAAUUGAAAAGAACUGGUUCCUGGCUCACUAUGCUGACCUGCACUUUCCAACUGGCAUUUAUGGAAAACUCAAAGAAAGCAGACAUAGUACUCUUCAUGGAAAGAUCAUAGUACCAUAAUUUUACCUUUUGGUGUAAAUGUUGAUGAGAGAUUUCUACCAAAGGAACCCCAUUCAGCAAGAUCUUUCCUCUGACGGGAUCAUAAAACCUUUGAAUCAAGUUCGCUAUUGUAGUCUGCAGCAAAAGAAAUGUGUUGCAUCCUCUACACAGACAGGAAUGGCAGCGAAACACAAAUUUUGAAUGGUGUGAGAAAUUACCUUGCCACCACCACUUGGACCAACCAGGGCAACCUUUGAGCCAGGUUGCAGUUUCAGCGUAAUACCCUAAAACCAUAGAAUGUUUGUACUCCAGUGAGCAAAAUCUGUUUCCAGAACAAGGAUAUGAUGCCUAAAGAGGAAUGGUUAUUCGUUAUUACCUUGAGGACCAUAUGGUUGGGACGCGAUGGAUAGGCAAACCAGACAUCAUCUAAUUCUACAUCUGCAUCUUCGUCUCUGUAACAUACAACAAUCCACUGAACAUCAUGUGUGGAAGGAUUUGGUUUUCAAGACUCACUUUUCAACUGCUUCUAAAGGAAAGAACACCCAAGAAUCGGCCUCAGAAGCCCUACAACUCACCCCAAAGGACAUCUGUUUCCCGAUUUUGGCAUAGAUGAGGCGUGAUCCAAGAGCUGGAAAACUCGCCUACUUGCCCCUGCAGCUUUCAUCGCCACAGUGUAUGAUCCAGAUAGCCCGGACACUGAAGAUUGAACUGCAAAAGGGGGCAAGGAAAGUUAUAUCAUGUAUAGAUAACAAAAGGUUGAAUUUAAUCAUGCUUUUUUGGUGUAUUUACCAUGUUAACUUCAUUACACAUAUUGAGCUGAAGAAAAAACCAAGAACUUCUCACCUGUUAGGCUAUAAAGAAUGAAAGAUGUCAGAGCCCCA